Camponotus floridanus (Florida carpenter ant) is the source of this 3522-nucleotide messenger RNA. Its product is annotated as probable ATP-dependent RNA helicase CG8611. Gene Ontology annotation, molecular function: RNA helicase activity; ATP binding; nucleic acid binding. Gene Ontology annotation, biological process: ribosome biogenesis. Gene Ontology annotation, cellular component: nucleus. The record is from RefSeq and is a predicted model, not a curated record. Bases 112 to 3018 code for a protein of 968 amino acids. The transcript has 10 exons. NCBI's taxonomy places the organism in Eukaryota, Metazoa, Arthropoda, Insecta, Hymenoptera, Formicidae.
UUGUCACAUGUUUCGCAACGUGUUUGGUGUGUUUCUGAAUUACGUUACGUUUUAUAAUUGUUAUAUUGCGGAAAAGUGAUUUGCUAAUAAAAUAAUUGUUUCGUAUGUACAAUGGUAAUUCAAGACAUGGAUAUUUCUUUAAAUGUAACAGCGGGUCCAGCUUUCUCAGCGAGAACUAAUAAACAGAGAAGAACCGAAUCUUUUCAAACUUCAAUUAAAAGAUUGAAAAAUCAAUCCUCAGGCAAAAAAGGUAUAGCAGUGAAUAAUAAGAAAUCAAAAGAUACGCAAGACACACAAUCUAAGAAACGAAUUAGGCAGAAGUCAUUAUCAACUAUUUUUGUUAAAAAAUUGAAGGAGACUAACACUGUCGCUCAUAAUGCACAAUCUCAAAUUCCAUCUCGUGUUAAAGAUGUAAUGAUAAAAGCUCCAGAGUCAGGAAAGAUUAAACAACAAUCCGAUGACACAGAUAAGAAAGAUGUGAAAUUUAAUAAAGUUUUAUCUGUAGCAAACUCUAAUUCUAAUAUUACAAAUGAACAGACAGUAUCCUUUACAAAAGUAACGAAACAACAUAUGGGUGAGACAUUGUUGGCAAAAAGAAGAGAUACUUUAAUUGAACAGAAAAAAACACUUUCCGAUAUAUUCCCAAGUCAGUUGAAUGAAUUGAAUAAAAUUGAAUUAAAUAUAUCUCAAAAACAUGACAUUGAUAAAGAUAGUAAAUUAAAUGAAAAAUUUGAUGCGGUAACUAAGAAAUCUCCUACCUUGAAAAUAAAGCAGAUGAGCAUUUUGAAUAAAAGAAAUGAGAAGAAACACAAAGAAAAAACUGUAAAUAAUCACAGAGAAUCAGAUAAUACUCCACAAUUAUUGCGCAAAGGAGGUGGAAAAAUUUCUUCCUUAUUUGGCAAUAAUCCUGAUGUACCGAUUAUAGGGCAGAGGCUUGUAAAGCCUGUAGACGAACCAAUUUUUACAAAGAUCACUUUUGCAGAUCUUAAUAUUCAUCCAUUUAUGAUCUCAAAUUUAGAACAAAACAUGCAUAUAACCAAAAUGACAACGGUUCAACAAAAAGCCAUUCCUGAGAUAUUUUCAGGUAAAGAUGUUUUAAUAAGAUCUCAAACAGGAUCUGGGAAAACAUUAGCAUAUGCUUUACCUAUUGUUGAACUAUUACACAAAAUUAGACCAAAGUUAAAUAGAAAUAGUGGUUUAUCAGCCCUUAUAGUUGUACCAACAAGAGAAUUGGCCCUUCAAACAUACGAAUGUUUCAUAAAAUUAGUUAAACCUUUUACAUGGAUUGUACCAGGAUAUAUAAUUGGCGGAGAAAAGAGAAAAGCAGAAAAAGCUCGAUUACGAAAGGGAUGUAAUAUAUUAAUAACUACUCCUGGCAGAUUAUUAGAUCACAUAAAGCAUACAAAAGCAUUGAGAUUAAAUGAAGUUAGAUAUUUCAUAUUAGAUGAAGCUGAUAGAAUGCUUGAAAUGGGAUAUGAAAAGAAUAUUUCUGAGAUAGUAAAUGCUUUGAAAGUGUCAAAUCACAACAAUGAAUCAGGAUACGACGCUAUGAAAAUAUUCAAACAAAAUAUUAAAAAUAUAUCAACUGAUAAAAAUAUUUCCAAAGAAGAUGAUAUAAAAUUUUGUAGUAAAAUAGAGAAAAAUCACAUAAAUGAUAAAAUGAGACAUAUGGAUAAUUCAAAUGAUGAUAAUAAAGAUGACAAUCAAGUUAUUAUCAAAGGAAAAGAAGUUUCAAAAGGAAGGGAGAAAGAUACAAAAUAUUCAAGUAUGAAUCAAGAAUUUGAUUCGAAAGCGGAAAAUGCACAAAACAUUGAGCAAGAUUGUAAAGAUGUAACUCAAUCAAGAAGAAAGACAAUUUUAUUAUCCGCGACUUUGACGCAAGCUGUCGAAAAAUUGGCGGGCCUUGCGAUGUACAAUCCAAUCUUCGUUGACGCGGCUAAAGAGAACUUAGAAACAAGCGGAGGAGAUACCAGCGAGAUCAACGAAGAUUUAAUAGUUCCACAAAGUGUAAUUCAGAGUUACAUAGUCACUCCACCUAAAUUAAGAAUGGUCACUCUGAGCGCUUAUAUCGUCAGUAGAUGUCAGACUCCUGGGCAGCAUAAAAUAUUGAUCUUUAUGGCCACGCAAGACAUGGUGGACUAUCAUACCGAAAUUUUGUCCUCUAUUCUUACGGAAUCAGUAGAUGACAAUGACGAUGAGGACUCCGAUCCGCUGGUUAACGUAGAAUUCUUCAAACUACACGGUAACAUGACACAGAAGGAAAGGACGGAAGUCUUCAAAACUUUUAGUCGAGCGAAGAGUGGAGUACUAUUAUGCACGGACGUCGCAGCGCGAGGUCUAGAUAUGCCAAAGGUAGAUUGCGUUGUUCAGUAUACAGGACCAAUUUCGACUAGGGAUUAUGUUCAUCGAAUCGGUAGAACAGCGCGUGCAGGAUGCUCCGGGACAGCAACAAUCUUUCUGACGCCCUCGGAAGUCGAAUUUGUGCGGAUGCUCGAGUCAAGGCGCAUCAGAAUCAAACAACAGAAUAUGAACGACAUUUUGGACAAGCUAUUGGGACCUCUUUCCAAGCAUAACUCCGUGCAAGCGGCAGCUAUCGCUCUGCAAAACAAUUUUGAAAAUUUAGUAUUGGAAAAUAAGCAACUUGGCGCGAAGGCGUAUAAAGCGUACACCUCAUGGAUGCGUUUCUAUUCAAGUUAUCCGCGUGAUAUGCGUGAGAUAUUCAAUCGAAAGGAACUUCAUUUGGGUCACUAUGCCAAAAGUUUUGCGUUGAGAGAUUCGCCGCACCGAAUCGGCGGAAUCGGUAAAAAGCUACGCGAGAAAGAAGGUCUGAAGCCCAACCAUAACAAUCGCCUACACAAGCCAUCCGAUGGGGUGCCGCAAAAGGAGCAAAGGAAACAAAACGGCGACAGGCAAAGAACGGGGUUGUUGAAGAGGGCGAGGAUGCUCAACACGUCCGAGUACGAUAGCGGUCUCGGACCUAUAAAGAAGUCAAAAAAAUCCAGCCCAGGGGUUGUCUGACAAUGAGAGACACGCAUGCAUAUUACAAAGAGUCUCGCACAUGAUUGCGCUGGCAACGAACGGGAAUUUUUGCGGGCCUCUGCGAGGACCAUGACGUGCGAAGAAAAGGGAGGGAGGGAGGCUGCCCCCUCGAGAGAACCCCUUGCGGAGGAAGAGCCGUCACGAAGAUAGCGGUGGAAAGGUACGGUGGAGAGUAUGAUUAAUACGCGAGCAUUAUUUUCGGAUUUUUUGCCUCGCGAUCCGCGAGCGCAAAUUGCUUACAAAUAAAGGCGGCGUCGAGUGACUAUCGCCGCCAGUAGAACGGCGGCGAGAACGACGGAAAGGAAGUCACGGAAGGAGGCCGAGAGCUCGCCCCGAGCUUAAUUUAAUUUAAUUAUGCCCUCUUUCUUACGCUACCAGUGCGCUCGAAGAUAGAUGGCGGCCACAGAAUCUCGUACAUCUCGUCUCGUCUCGCCUCGUCGCGAAUGUAACCGUAAUAUUUCCGCGACACAAGUUGACCUUCAU